CCUUUCUUCUCCAUUCUCUAUCACCUCUCCAAAUCCCUUUUCAUCUUCUCUCUCUCUCUAUAUCUCUCAUAUACUCUCUUUUUCUCAUAUCUCCUUUUGCUUCUUUAAUUUUCUUGCCUCAACAAUUCUUCUUAAAUUCUAUUCACAAGAUAGUUGUUUUUUUUACCAUAUGAAAAGCACAUAAAAAGAAAAGGAAACCACACUUUCAACCUCCAAAAAGUGGUUUUCUAACCUACUUUUUUUGCUUGCAAAUCAGAUCUAAACCCUAAAACUUCAAGAGGGUUUUUUCUUACUUUUGUUUCAAGACUUCAAGAUAUUGUGAGUUAUUUUAGUUUUGUGUGUGUAUGUGUGGGCCGAGAUAUUUCGUAAACAGCCUCUCUAUUCUCUCGGGAAAGGAGUCGAAAUGAGAAAUAUGACUGUAGUUGGAAUCUGCCGAAAUAUUCGUGGACGUUAUCUGAGGGUAUUUUAAGUAACAAAUCCAUAGCUUAGCAAGAACGGAUAUAUAUAGAUUUAAGUCAAAAUGUUUCAGCCAAACAUGUUUGAGAGCCACCAUCAUCUACUUGAUAUGUCACAUAAAUCACCAGAAAAUGAGUUAGACUUGAUUCCAGAUGAUGAAUUUGACACCAAAUCAGGUACUGAUAUUAUGGAAAAUCCUUCUGGUGAUGAUCAAGAUCCUAAUCAACGUCCCAAUAAGAAGAAACGUUAUCAUCGACAUACACAAAUUCAAAUUCAAGAAAUGGAAUCGUUUUUCAAAGAGUGUCCUCAUCCUGAUGAUAAACAAAGAAAAGAACUUGGAAAACGAUUAGCAUUAGAGCCUUUGCAAGUGAAAUUUUGGUUCCAGAACAAGCGUACUCAAAUGAAGGCUCAACAUGAACGACAUGAGAACUCACAAUUGAGGAAUGAAAAUGAGAAGCUUCGUGCAGAGAACAUACGCUAUAAAGAAGCCCUCGGCAAUGCUACAUGUCCAAACUGUGGAGGCCCUGCUGCCAUUGGAGAGAUGUCAUUUGACGAACAGCAUUUGAGAAUUGAAAAUGCUCGUCUAAGAGAAGAGAUUGACAGGAUAUCAGGAAUUGCAGCAAAAUAUGUUGGGAAACCAAUGCUUAACUAUCCAAAUCUUCCUUCUACUGGAUCAACUCGUUCACUUGAUCUUGGAGUUGGAAGUCUUGGGCCUCAAACGGGCCUAGUUGGAGAAAUGUAUAGUGCCGGUGAUCUUUUAAGAUCAGUUUCAGGCCCAACAGAUGCUGAUAAGCCCAUUAUCAUUGAACUUGCUGUUGCAGCAAUGGAAGAAUUAAUAAGAAUAGCCCAAACUGGAGAACCUUUGUGGAUUUCAAGCCCAGAUAAUUCUACUGAGACACUAUGUGAAGAAGAAUAUGUGAGGACAUUUCCUAGAGGAAUUGGGCCCAAACCUUUGGGCCUUAAAUCUGAAGCCUCAAGAGAAUCUGCUGUUGUUAUUAUGAAUCACAUCAAUUUAGUUGAAAUUUUGAUGGAUGUGAAUCAAUGGUCAAGUGUUUUUGCUGGCCUAGUAUCAAGGGCAAUGACAUUGGAAGUCUUAUCAACUGGUGUUGCUGGAAAUUACAAUGGAGCUUUGCAAGUGAUGACAGCUGAGUUCCAGGUUCCUUCGCCACUCGUUCCAACUCGUGAAAACUAUUUUGUUCGAUAUUGUAAACACCAUUCUGAUGGAACUUGGGCUGUAGUUGAUGUUUCCCUGGACAAUUUGCGACCUACUUCUACGUCGCGCUGUAGAAGAAGGCCAUCUGGUUGUUUAAUUCAAGAAUUACCAAAUGGUUAUUCCAAGGUUACGUGGUUCGAGCACAUUGAAGUGGAUGAUAGAGCUGUCCAUAAUAUCUACAGACCUCUUGUUAAUUCAGGCCUCGCAUUUGGGGCGAAACGUUGGGUAGCAACGUUGGAUAGACAAUGUGAACGACUCGCAAGUGCAAUGGCUAAUAACAUUCCAACAGGGGAUAUUGGGGUCAUAACGAGUCCUGAAGGUCGAAGAAGUAUGUUAAAACUUGCUGAGAGGAUGGUAAUGAGUUUCUGUGCGGGUGUUGGUGCCUCAACUGCUCAUACCUGGACUACAUUAUCCGGAAGUGGUGCCGAUGAUGUUAGGGUUAUGACUAGAAAGAGUAUCGAUGAUCCAGGGCGACCUCCUGGUAUAGUCCUGAGUGCUGCCACUUCAUUUUGGUUGCCAGUUCCUCCAAAAAGAGUCUUUGAUUUUCUUCGCGAUGAAAACUCCAGAAGUGAGUGGGAUAUACUUUCAAAUGGAGGCCUAGUUCAAGAAAUGGCACAUAUAGCAAAUGGUCGCGAUCCUGGCAACUGUGUAUCUCUACUCCGCGUUAAUAGUGGAAAUUCAAGCCAGAGUAAUAUGCUAAUACUACAAGAAAGUUCAACUGAUUCUACCGGCUCUUAUGUUAUUUAUGCACCAGUUGAUAUUGUUGCAAUGAAUGUGGUGUUAAGUGGUGGCGACCCUGAUUAUGUCGCUCUUUUACCAUCUGGAUUCGCGAUACUACCAGAUGGUUCGACGAGUGGUCAUUGUGGAGGAAAUAAUGUUGCUGAAGUUGGGAAUGGUGGAUCACUACUCACUGUUGCAUUUCAGAUAUUAGUUGAUUCAGUUCCAACUGCAAAACUCUCACUCGGAUCGGUUGCAACAGUUAAUAGUCUCAUCAAAUGCACUGUUGAAAGGAUCAAAACAGCUGUAGCGUGCGACAACGCUUGAUGAAAAUCUAAGUUAAAAUUGAAGGAUGGAGGAGGAAAGAAGGAUGAGUUUACUCAAUGUUUGUUGGGAGGCUUAGGGAAGAAGUCAAGAACGCACCUCAUGUAAAUCCUUGCUAUACAUGGCAUUUGCUUUAGGGAAAACAAGAAGGAAAUUUGCAUUUGGCCAAAAUGCAAGUGUAAUAGGUUCGGGUAUUGACUUCAAAAGUAAUUGAAUUUAUGAUAUGUAAACCUAGGCUUUCUUACAUUUCAUGAUCAAACUCAAAAAAAUUGUCAAAUUGAAGCUUAUGUUUUAGCAUUUUUAGUUUGCGUUUUAAGGAGGUUAAAUUAGUUUUGACUUUGUAAUCUUAGUUUUUGCUAACAAAUUCAUGAGUUAUUUUAUUUCAAUAGAAGGUUAAUUAAUUGUGAACA
Messenger RNA from Nicotiana tabacum (common tobacco), 3120 nucleotides. Its product is annotated as homeobox-leucine zipper protein MERISTEM L1. Gene Ontology annotation, molecular function: DNA binding; lipid binding. The record is from RefSeq and is a predicted model, not a curated record. Lineage: Eukaryota; Viridiplantae; Streptophyta; Magnoliopsida; Solanales; Solanaceae.